Sinocyclocheilus grahami is the source of this 2180-nucleotide messenger RNA. Its product is annotated as beta-1,4-galactosyltransferase 7-like. Gene Ontology annotation, molecular function: xylosylprotein 4-beta-galactosyltransferase activity. Gene Ontology annotation, biological process: carbohydrate metabolic process; proteoglycan biosynthetic process. The coding region runs from base 307 to 1269 and encodes 320 amino acids. Gene Ontology annotation, cellular component: Golgi apparatus. Lineage: Eukaryota; Metazoa; Chordata; Actinopteri; Cypriniformes; Cyprinidae. The record is from RefSeq and is a predicted model, not a curated record. The transcript has 6 exons.
ACUUUAUUCCUACGUUGUUUCCGGAGGAGUAUUUCAAAGACGGACGAUUGCAGCCGAAAUUCUGAACUCACGAAAUUCUAUAAUCAUACAUAACAAGCAUGAAAUAUGUUUAUGACUGUGCUUUACGGUUGACGGAGUGCCUGGCAGGGAAAGAGCUCGUUCAAGCCGGCCGCUAGCAAGAAUGGGAUUUGAAGUCGCAAGUCAUUUGUGAUGGAAAGAGACAAAAGACACUGUUGCAAACUAGAAAUGUGAUUUGAACUCAAGGCUGCAUCAGUGAAGUGCUACAGUGUUGCACAGAAAGGCAAGAUGAUGUACUCUUCACGGAGAAAACCUGUGCUGUAUUUCAAAGAUGAUAGAAGUUUUCUGUCGAGGAAAUGCACUGUCUGGAAGCUCUUCGGGCUCUGCAUGCUGUUUGUCUUGGGGUCCCUUCUUUGGGUGCAGCUGACUUGUUCAGGAGACAUGAGCCAGACAGUUGGGUACAGUCACCUCCCUCACCAGCCCUGUCCCGUCGAGAGACAGUCCUCAUCUGCUGAUGACCCAUCCUGGGGCCCUCACAAAAUGGCCCUCAUCGUGCCAUUCAGAGAGCGCUUCGAAGAACUGCUUAUAUUUGUCCCUUACAUUCACACUUUCCUCAACAAAAAGAAAAUACGGCAUAAGAUAUUAAUUAUAAACCAACUGGAUCACUUUCGGUUCAAUCGGGCCUCUCUUAUUAAUGUUGGGUAUAUGGAAAGCGGUAAUGACACAGACUACAUUGCAAUGCAUGAUGUGGACUUGUUGCCUCAAAAUGAGGAUCUGGACUAUGGAUUCCCAAAGGAGGGACCCUUCCAUGUGGCCUCUCCAGAGCUUCAUCCCUUAUAUCAUUAUAAGACGUAUGUUGGAGGAAUCCUGCUGCUUUCCAAGAAACAUUAUCAGCUGUGCAAUGGGAUGUCAAACCGCUUCUGGGGAUGGGGAAGAGAAGAUGACGAGUUUUUCAGGAGACUAAAAGCAGCUGAUCUUAAGCUUUUUAGGCCAACGGGUAUUACUACAGGAACUAAAACAUUUCGACACAUCCAUGAUCCAGCCUGGAGGAAGAGAGAUCAGAAGCGGAUCGCUGCACAAAAGCAGGAGCAGUUUAAGGUGGACCCAGAGGGUGGCCUGACUAACGUCCGCUACAAGGUAGAGUCCAGACAGGAAGUGACCGUCAGCGGAGCUCCGUGUACUGUCAUCAACACCUUUCUAGAGUGUGACGUCAGCCUGACCCCAUGGUGCCAGUCCAGCAAAUAUGCUUAAGCAGGACCCGUAAAGCCAGAAAGAAAUGCAUUCUCCUUCUGUGGCGGCAGGAAGGCUUUCACAGAUUACUGGUGCCAGUCACACUUGAAAAAUCACCCUAAAGGACUUGAAUAUGUGACUGUGGGAAAAGAACUUUCUCCAAGUUUUAUUUUUGUAGGACAGUGUUGUUGGCUUCAUCCAUGAUGAAGCGCUGCCUCAUUUUUGAACUGAACUAUGGACCAAUGUCAGGUACUGCACUGAGUUUGCAUCAUCAACAUUUCAAGUACGAGCAUCCAAGUGUCCGAUUUUUAAUGAUGAGUUUUAUAAUCUUUUAGUUGUAGCGGUGGCCUGUUUUGGACUGUUGUGAGUAUUUCCUCAGCCAUGUCUCGACAGAAUUCUGUUUCUUUUUGCUUGAAUUCAAGAUCAUGUCUUGAAAAAGACAAUAUUAUGUAUAUGAAAGUUAUUUAGGGGGAACUUCGAUUGUAUUUGCACAUUAUUAAGUAUUUAUAUAAAAACGAAGGUUUCCUAAUUUCAGUCUUUGUACUUUUGUCCCUUGUUUCAGAUGCGUGGAAUGCUGUUACAAAUUCCACUUGCAGGAUUAUAUAUAGAUCUUAUGAACUGGAGGCAUGAAGCUAUAUCCAAAAAACAUCUUUCAGCGCAAAUGUUAAUACAAUUCGGACUCAACAUAAUUUUUAUUGGCAAUGCCUGAAAUGAAACUGUGAAUCAGUACUCUCUGCUGCACUACUGCACAGAACAUGUUUGACAUAAAAUAAAGAGAAUUUGACUCUAUACCAUUGCAAUUACUCUGUCUUUAUUAAAAUACAGGGUACUACUUCACAUUCACCAGCAGAGCAAUGUCAAUAACACCGUCGUGCAUGCAAUCUUCUCAGAUGAUUGUUCCCAUUCUUUUGGGGAUUAUUUCACACAUGAAG